Molecule: messenger RNA, 2363 nt
Organism: Neurospora crassa OR74A
Lineage: Eukaryota; Fungi; Ascomycota; Sordariomycetes; Sordariales; Sordariaceae
Exons: 3
Coding region: 206-1933 (575 amino acids)
Molecular function (GO): zinc ion binding
Source: RefSeq, a predicted model, not a curated record
AGCAUAUCCCAACCCGGGACUCAGACGCGCUAACACGUAUCAUGACGUUCCGAGAGGUUCGUCGAAAUCAUACGCUCGAGAGAGCUUUGGCAAAGCUGGUUCCUGCAAACAAUGCGGUGGUCAAUCAGGAGAAGUAGCUCACAAGCUGCCGGACUGCGAUCAUCGUUGGUGCAGUCUGUGCCUCGAACAAGGCUUCUUGUCAUUCAUGGAUGAUCAUGUGAGGAAACCUCCAAUGUGCUGCAAGCGUUAUAUCUCGCCUCAGCUCGUGGACAAUCUGUUUGAUCCCAUCUUCAAGAAGGACUGGGACAGAAAGUUUGUUCAUUCCUCAAUCUUUGCGAGUGGGCGUCCUCGUAGCUUGGUCUGUCCGGACCCGAAGUGCGGUACACCUAUCGAAGACCAGGAUAUACACCUCGAUCGAGAUGGGAGGGAGUUUGGUGAAUGUCGCUACUGCCGUACAGAGGUCUGUGUUGGCUGCAGUGGGCGGUGGCAUAAAUCACUUCAAUGCCCACCAGAUGCCAUGCCUCAUUGCAGUCGAUGUAGAAAAAAGCUUUUGCCUGGAGAACCCGGUCGCAACUAUACCACUUGCCAAUGCAAUACACGUUGCUGCACGGUCUGUGGCUUGCGGUGGAAAAAGUGUGACUGCCCUUUCUUCAAUAUCGAAGGAAACGAACCGCUUGAUACACUGUUUACAGCUGACCCUCGAUCGAAUCCGUUUACCUAUGCAAUGCAGCUGGAGUCUGACGCACAGUCUCCGCGAACGUACCGUUCAAAUGGCGGGCAUUCUCGGCCCGUGGCUGCGGUGCACAGUCGACCCCAAAGCUACGAAGAAAGACCGGUGAUGGAUCGUCUGCGAGAAAAACGUAGCGAUGAUCCUCUCAGCCGUAGGUUCCAUGUUCCCGGGGAAUUCGAAGAGUAUGACGAGCGAGAAGUGGACGACGACUAUCGCAGAGGAAGGGAUGACAGAGAUCGUCCUUUGAAACCCGUAAACUAUGUCCGUCGACCUGAAAUGGCUGUGCCGCCGCCUCUAGUUCACCGACAUACGGCGCCGCCGCCUGCCCACUCGGUGUUUGAAAGACCAACAACUAACGCCUGGACGGACGCUAUCAUCCCACAUGACUCUGACAGACGGCGCUCCCCUUCGCCGGAAAGGUUGCGACCUCGAAUGUCACGUCAUGCAUCACUUGAAAAGGAGAGGCUCCGGGCUCCGUCACUUCCUAGGCAUGCCUAUCCAUCUGAUAGGUGGGCAGAUGUACCUCCCGAGCUUGGAGGUCAGUUCCGGCCCCGAUCAUUGGAGAGGCAGCGAACUUCAUCACGGCACCGAGAUGCUUCUCCCGACAUGCGCCACGCCCCUUCGUUUGAGAGAGACGCGAUGCGCUCGGCCAGCAGGCGUAGAACGAUGACACCGUCGCUCGAAAAGCGGAAGCUUGCAAGCAGAUUUGAUGCAGACACGAGACAAGGCCCCGGCUACUCCACCAUGGCGGCUCCUCCUAUGAUGGCUGCACCACCCCCUUCCCACGCUGCUACUGCCCCGAUUUCGUCUCGGUUUCCCGUCAGCGCGGCUCCACCGCCACCACCACCACCCCCUGGAAUGAAGAGACACCUGACAGAAGAUGACUUCUAUACAACCAGUAGGAGCACUAGAUCAUCGGACCGCGACAGGAUGGCAACGCCUGCAAGACACCACUCGUACCACGAAUCACCACAACAACCUCGGUACCCGGCGUAUUACGAGGGCGGAAUUCCGGCACGUACUCCAAGCGGGAGACGCCGGUCCGGCCAGGCGACGAAAGAACACGUCAAAGAUGACCUCCCGCCGUCGGUCCUUGCUGGGCUAGGGGGUCCCAGCAAAGGUAUGGAACGAGUGCAGGAAUGGAACAAGUAUGUUGAGCCUGGCCCUCCGCUGAUUGAGGGCGUCUUACAGUCAAGUGCGUGAUGCUGAAUAGUUGCAGGGAUGCCGGAGAGCGGAUUAGGCACGUCAGGGCUCCUUAUACAGGACGGGGUCGCGAUGUCCGCGACAGAGAUUGGGAGUAGGAUGCCGUGGUAGUUAUCAUGUCUUUACUUUACGACGUUAUGAGAUGACAUUUUUGGACAUUGGAUAUUUGACGAGACGAAACGAGCAGUUGGUUUGCAAGGCAAAAAGGUGAUGAGAAUGGAUUGGCCAUCCAACUAUUUUUGAAUUUAGGGAGCAUAACGUUCGUGGCGGAUGGUUCGAAUUGACCUGGUUCUUAGGUGUGUUCUGGACAGUCAUGUCCACGUGUAGAUACCACCUAUGACAACAGGACACUCAUCUGGAAAACAAAGUGGUGAUGAGUACGACGGGUCUGGAACUGAAUCAAAGUGAGCGUUUUAUGAUUCACGGCAUG